This is a messenger RNA of Penicillium antarcticum, 456 nucleotides long. RefSeq lists its product as uncharacterized. Lineage: Eukaryota; Fungi; Ascomycota; Eurotiomycetes; Eurotiales; Aspergillaceae. The transcript is spliced from 2 exons. The record is from RefSeq and is a predicted model, not a curated record. The coding region runs from base 1 to 456 and encodes 151 amino acids.
AUGACCUCCGCUAGUGACUCUGUCUCGUCCCACUCUAGUUCAAGGGCGUCCCGCGAGCAAAAUGUUGAAGCCCAGGCUGAGGCUGACGCUGCUGUCCAUAUAUCUGAGCAAGGUGCUUCUGCAGGCAUGAAACAUCGGUCUAACUCCAUAAGUGUCGGGAGUUCAAUUUCACAGUUUGGGAACUCGGCUAGUAUUGUCGUAUCGGAGAAUCUUGCCACUAUGAAGGGGGUGAUGAUGGAUGAUGCCCUUCCUCGCGCACAAGAGGCAUUGCAAACUGUUGGCGGUCAGAUCCAGGCGCUCACGAACGGAAAGAAAGAGCCCGAGGAGUCGACAUCAGGAGAGGUUACCUUGACAUCCGAGGAGCACGAAUGCAUCGACACAAUGGACAACGAGCGGGUCUGCGACUUCCUACGAGAGAACCACAUGAGCACUACGCGACCACGAAAGACGCAUUAA